Sinocyclocheilus grahami is the source of this 700-nucleotide messenger RNA. RefSeq lists its product as uncharacterized. Bases 44 to 700 code for a protein of 218 amino acids. The transcript is spliced from 5 exons. The record is from RefSeq and is a predicted model, not a curated record. Lineage: Eukaryota; Metazoa; Chordata; Actinopteri; Cypriniformes; Cyprinidae.
UAAAUGUUGUGUGGAGGGUACCACAGUUUCAUCAAGCAAGAACAUGAAGAUCAUUCAGUUUCAGCUCUAUGUAUUAAUCUGUUGUCAGUAUGCAGUGGCAGAUCUACUAACUGAUCUGGGAUCAAAUGUGAGCAUAAACUGUGAUCUUGAUGAAAAUGAGGUUUAUUGGAUUUUACUGAAAACAGCAGAUCCUCCAACAGUCAUUCUACGAUCAUUCCCAACACAAACGAAAUCACCUUUUUACCAUAAUAAAACAUUCAGAAAGAAAUAUUCAGUGCAGUUUAAACAUCGUCUGGUUAUUAAUAAUGUAACUGCUGAUGAAUUAGGAGUUUAUUACUGUAUGAACACACGCACACCUCCAAAACUCAGCAACAGCACCAGAAUAUACUUCAAUGAGACGGUUCAAAUAACCGAGUGUCUGAAUCAGACACAAUGGCAGAUUAUCAUCAUAAUAUCUGGUCUGAUGAAUGGGCUUCUGAUCAUUGCAAUGAUUGGACUAGUAAAGGUUUUUGUUGUUGGGAAAAGAAGGUCUCCAGAGCGAACACAACAACUUAACACUGAUCUACAACAGACUCAAGUUAUAGAACAACAUCAGGACCAAUUACAGUACGCUGAGGUGGAUUUUUCCAAGCUGCGUAGAAAUAUUCGUUCCAGCCAAAUCAACAGCACCUAUGCUGCUCUACAGCUGCCAAAGUCAUGA